Scleropages formosus (Asian bonytongue) is the source of this 3821-nucleotide messenger RNA. RefSeq names its product kinesin-like protein KIFC3. The record is from RefSeq and is a predicted model, not a curated record. Gene Ontology annotation, molecular function: microtubule motor activity; ATP binding; microtubule binding. Bases 220 to 2901 code for a protein of 893 amino acids. Gene Ontology annotation, cellular component: microtubule cytoskeleton. The transcript has 21 exons. Lineage: Eukaryota; Metazoa; Chordata; Actinopteri; Osteoglossiformes; Osteoglossidae. Gene Ontology annotation, biological process: microtubule-based movement.
GUCCUGUUUCUCCCUCUCGUCCGCGAACCUGCCACUUGGCCGGAACUUUUUAUUCCGCAAGUUUAUAUUCAUGUCGAUCAAGGUACUUGUAUAAAAGUUUGAGGAAAGCGAACCAGUACCCUUUGGAUCGCGGGGGUUCGGCUCUGGGAACGAAAGGUCGGACUUCUUCUUGGAGCUGAGCCAGCCCGGCAAUCCAGUCCGCUCAUUGACCCAGCAGUCAUGUUUGGCUCACGCAAGACCUGGGACAUCAGCCACACCCCCUGCUUGCAGGAACUCUGGAGGAAGGACAUCUCAUUGGAUACAAGUUCAGUGGAUUUCCUCAUGAGUGAUGGUGAGGAGGAUCCCUCCUUUCUCCUGCUGCAGACCUCUUCAUACCCAAGACAUUUGACCUCUGACCUCAGCACCCAAGGUGACCAAAAGCUCACAAUACAGAGCUUGCAGGAUAAGGUGUGUAACUUCCAGGCCAGCCUAUACAGUGAGGAGACUGGUCGAAGGAUACAGGUGUUGCGUCAGCGGUGGACCCGCGAGAAGCAACUGCAGGCCUUGGUAUCAUCCGUCCAUGGGCUCCGGACCAUAUCACAAAAACUGGAAACGCAGAUACAACCCAUUCAAUCUGCCGGAUCUGGGAAACUAGUUGGUUGUUCCAGUCCUGUUCAAAAAGACCAGGGCCAGCUGCAGGAGGAUCUGUGCAGUUCCCAAAACCGACUACACAUCCAGAAUGAACAGGAGGUUCUGAUUGACCAACUGUGCACGAAGGUAGGGAAGCUGGAGGAGAAGCUGUUGGAGCAGUCGCAAGAGGUGGAGAAGCUGUGUUCUGAACUGGGGGCCACAGACUUGGAGAAGCAGCUGGAGGUGGUGGUGUUGGAGAACAAGCGACUGAGACAGGAGCUGAGCAGCUGCCUGCGCAGCCAGGAUGUGGAUGCUCUGCGCAGGCAGCUUGCCCAGCGGGAAGAUGAGGCCAAACAACGGGAACAGCAGUUGUUGCAUUUGCAGAAGAGGAUGGAGGAAGAGGCAGCACGGCUGGAGCUGCUGGAGCAGUCGCUUCGGGAACGAGAGGAGGCAGAGCUGCAGCUCAAUCGCAGGUUCAGGGAAUGCCAGGAUGCCCUGUCACAACAGGCUGUGCUACCCCUGCAGGUCAAGUACGUGACCCGCACUGUGGAGGUGGAGUCACCCCGGACCAAGAAGACUCUACAGGAAGUGCAAGCCAGGAACCAGGCACUGGAGGAGCAAAUGGAGGUUCAACAAGAGCUGUUGCGUGAACUGGAGCAGCAGCUGCAUGAGUCACAGCAGACCAGCAGCCAGUUGCAGGCACAGGUUCAGGCAUACGAGGGAGAGAUGGAAAGAUGCCAGAGCCAGUUGGAGGCAGAGAUGCAGAGCUUGGAAGAGCAAAAGAACCGCAUAAUUGAAGAAGCUUUCAUCAGAGCUGAAAGUGAGAUGAAGGCUAUCCAUGAGAACCUGGCUGGUGUGAGGAUGAACCUGCUGACCCUCCAGCCAGCACUGCGCACACUCACUUGUGACUACAAUUGUCUGAAGAAACAGGUGCAGGACUUCCCCUUCUUGCUCGAGAAAGCUAUUGAAGAGGCCAAGCAAGAGAUCUGCCACGUCAUCACAGAAGUGAGCAGCACCAACCAGGAGCUUUUGCGGAAGUACAAGAGAGAGAUGAACCUCAGGAAAAAGUGCCAUGAUGAACUGGUACGUCUGAAAGGAAACAUUCGAGUGUUCUGCCGAGUCCGACCGGUCAGUCAGGAAGAGCUGAACAUCAGCGAGGCCAGGAAUAUAGUCACUUUUGACCCUGAUGAUUAUGCCAUCCUCCACCUGGCAAACAAAGGGAAGCUGAUGACAUUUGAACUGGACAAAGUGUUUCCGCCAGAGGCAUCCCAGGAGCAGGUUUUUCAGGAAAUUCAGUCUCUGGUAACAUCCUGCAUUGAUGGUUACAACGUGUGUAUAUUUGCUUACGGACAGACAGGUUCAGGGAAGACCUACACUAUGGAGGGUGUGAUGGAUGACCCAGGUAUCAACCAGAGAGCACUGCAGCUGCUUUUCACUGAGGUGUCCGAGAGAGCUCCAGACUGGGAGUACCAUAUCACUGUCAGCAUGGUGGAGAUCUACAAUGAGAUGCUCCGGAACCUACUUGGAGACAACCCCAGUGAGAAAUUGGACAUUAAGAUGUGUCCAGAUAGCAGAGGACAGCUUUAUGUUCCAGGCCUCGCAGAGUUCCCUGUGCAGAGUGUGGAGGAUAUCAACAAGGUGUUAGAUUUAGGCCACAUGAACCGAGCGACAGCAUGCACCAACUUGAAUGAGCACAGCUCACGUUCUCAUGCCCUCCUGAUAGCCACGAUUGCAGGGGUUAACGUGUCCACAGGCCACCGCACAUCAGGUAAACUGAAUCUGGUGGACUUGGCUGGCUCAGAGCGCAUUGGACGUUCAGGUGCUGAGGGCAGCCGCCUGCGGGAGGCACAGUGCAUCAACAAGUCCCUUGCAGCCCUGGGUGACGUCAUCCAUGCUCUGCGUGCCCGACUGGCCCAUGUGCCAUUCCGCAAUUCUCGUCUCACCUACCUGCUGCAGGACUCAUUGAGCGGGGACAGCAAGACUCUCAUGAUGGUGCAGGUGUCCCCACUGGACAUCAAUGUAAACGAGACUGUGUGUUCCCUGAAAUUCGCCCAGCGUGUGCGUUCUGUGGAGCUGGGCCCUGCCCCCAGCUCUAGCCGCAAGCAGGCUGACCACUCCCCUGCAUCAUCCUCACCUACCCAUGACAGUGUAGAGCUGGACUCACCACCGGUGACUCCUGUUUCCUUGCCUAUUUCCCGGGUCAGCAGUGCUGGCCCUGCCUUGGUGCCAGGAAGUGCUCGCAGGAGGUCUCAGUCACACCUCUCCUCAGGAAGGAUGAAACCUACAGCUUGAAGAUAUCCUGUCCCUCCAAAGCUGUGCUUUCCAGGGUAUUGCCCAGGACCUUUACCAUAUCUCUAGUAAACAAACAGAAUCUUUUUUUUUUUUAAAGAAAAUAAACAGAUCAGCUCAUAAAACUUGAACUGCUGACCUGUGAGGUGAGGAGGGGGGGAGCCAGCUGUCCAGGUUCUGGACAACAUUUUAAACAUGACUGCUGCUCUGAUGCUGUCAGAAAUGGGGUGAGGGUAUCAGGCAAAUACAUCCCAGUAAAGUUUAAAUGUUGCUGUUCCUCAGAUACCUGCUGCUUAAUAACACCAGCCCUGCAGCUAGAUUACUUCACCCUGCUGAGAGUUUGAAAAUAGUCUUCCAGACAGUGUUUUUUGGGGAAAAAUGCACUUUAUCUGAAGUUUUUACCUUGUCUUUAUGUAAUAAUGUGUGGAUUUUUUCUUCUUUAAUCAAAACUAGCUUUUACGGUUAGAUUUUGAAAUUCCUGACUAACAGGAUGCUUCACACAAUUCCUUUGUCAAGGACUAUACUCCUGCAAUAAUCACUGCACUGUUAUGUCUAUUCAACCUUUCAACCAAUGACACUGUUCAGCAGUCAGUCCCCAUCAUUGAAAACGGGCACAUGUUGGAAGCAUGCAUGUACACGUCUCUUCUUGUAGCAUCGGGUCUAUUUCACUUAACCAAAGCCCAGCUGGCCUGAACAGCUUCAUUUAUGGCUCAAAAAAACCCAUCUGUUUAUGAAAUCAUAACUGAGAUCUAAACUUGAAAUGUGGCUGCUUGCCAAAGAAGUAUAUUUCUGAUGUAAGCCUCUGUGUGUCACAUUGGGACUGAGGGAAGAAUCAACUGCUGAAAGUUACAGCCCUGCAAGAUCCAGGCACCUGCUUGUUCCACAUUCAUUUGUGUUUUAGUGAUGCUCCUGUACACUUGCUU